Messenger RNA from Raphanus sativus (radish), 1683 nucleotides. RefSeq names its product probable 3-hydroxyisobutyrate dehydrogenase-like 2, mitochondrial. The transcript has 2 exons. NCBI's taxonomy places the organism in Eukaryota, Viridiplantae, Streptophyta, Magnoliopsida, Brassicales, Brassicaceae. Gene Ontology annotation, molecular function: oxidoreductase activity; NAD binding; NADP binding. The record is from RefSeq and is a predicted model, not a curated record. Bases 680 to 1603 code for a protein of 307 amino acids.
AAAUUAGUAUACACUUAUAAAUUUGUUUAAUUUAUCUUGUCUUGUAUAUCUUAUUUUUAAAAUUCAUUAAAAUAAUUUAAUAAAUUAAAUUAAAAAUGACAAUAUAUAUAGAAUAAAAUUAAUAGUUCAUUAAUGUCUAAGUUUUAGUUAUUUCCGGAACAAUCCACCUAGUUGCUACUUCUCUAAUGCCUAUCCAUGUUCAAAAAUGCGGCCUCCGCGGGCGUUUAAUCGGCGAAAAUACGUGAGGCGGAAGACCACCGCCGCGAGUUGGUGUUAAUCGAAGCACUAAUCGGAAUUUUUUUAAAAAAAUUAUCGUUUUAUAUGUUUUAUGUUCCAAAUCGCACAUAUUUCUUAGAUUUGUUCUAUUGUGAUAAGAAUCUUAUAAAUUAACAAGAGGGGAAUUAGGGGACAUAACCAUUACUGGAAAAAAAUUAGCCAUAUAACCAUUAUAAGGCAUACGCUAUGAUAUACUAUAUAUUUUCUACAAUAUAUACAAAAUGUCCUUAUCUCUUAUCACUUUGCACACGCGCCUCUUCUUCUUCUUCUUAUUUUCUGUUUUUUUUUUCUCAUCACAGAUAUCACAGAGGCCUUUGAUUUGGCAACAAACUUUACAAAGGAUCCCAAUUUUCUAUCAAAGGAAAUCAAGCUAGCUCCGAUCUUCAAUUCCAAUCGUUCUCAGAUGGAAACUCCCACACUCCCGAAGCUCAUCACUCCCUCGACCACCCGUAUCGGAUGGAUCGGCAUCGGAAUCAUGGGAUCCGCCAUGGUCUCCCACAUCCUCGCCGCCGGCUACUCCGUAACCAUCUACGCUCGCGACCUCAACAAGUCAACGCAUCUCCAAACCAAAGGCGCUCGCACCGCCAACACCCCGAGAGAGCUAGCCGAAACGAGCGACGUCGUUUUCACAAUGGUCGGAAACGCCAACGACGUCAGAUCGCUCCUCCUCGGCCCCGACGGCGUGCUCUCAAACCUCAGACCGGGAGGAGUAACCGUCGACAUGACUUCCAGCAAGCCUGCGCUUGCGCGUGAAGUUCACGCGGAAGCGAGGCGGAGAGACUGCUGGGCAGUUGACGCUCCCGUGUCGGGUGGCGACACGGGAGCUCGGGAGGGGACGUUGGCGAUUUUCGUGGGAGGGGAUUCGGAGAUCGUGGAGCUGUUGUGUCCGGUGAUGAAGAGUAUGGGGACGGUUAGGUAUAUGGGAGGAGCGGGGAGCGGGCAGAGCUGCAAGAUCGGGAACCAGAUCUGCGCGGGAAGCAACUUGGUGGGGCUCGCGGAAGGGAUGGUGUUCGCGGAGAAGGCGGGUUUGGAUGCGAAGAAAUGGCUUGAGGCGGUUAAGGACGGUGCGGCGGGGUCGGCGGUUAUGAGGCUUUUUGGGGAGAUGAUGGCGGAGAGGGAUUAUAGGGCGACGGGGUUUGCGGAGUAUAUUGUGAAAGAUUUGGGGAUGGCGGAGGAGGAUGAGGAGGGAGGUGGUGACGUGGCGGUGGCAAUGCCUGGGACUGCGCUGAGUAAGCAGUUGUUCUCUGGGAUGGUGGCGAAUGGAGAUGGGAAGUUGGGGAUUCAAGGGGUUGUUUCUGUUAUUAGGAGACUUAACGGCAUGUCUUGAUGAUAGUGUGUUCGUGUUAAUGGUUUCAUGAAACUUGUCUUGGGUUUGGUGUGUGUAGUGAAGUUGAUAAUAAUAGCAUC